Molecule: messenger RNA, 327 nt
Organism: Talaromyces rugulosus
Lineage: Eukaryota; Fungi; Ascomycota; Eurotiomycetes; Eurotiales; Trichocomaceae
Exons: 6
Coding region: 1-327 (108 amino acids)
Molecular function (GO): peptidyl-prolyl cis-trans isomerase activity
Source: RefSeq, a predicted model, not a curated record
AUGGGUGUCGUCAAAGAUGUUCUCAGCCCCGGUGACGGACAGCAUUUCCCUAAGCCGGGUGACCAGAUCACCAUGCACUAUACAGGAACGCUGGAGAAUGGAUCCAAAUUCGACAGCAGCCGAGACCGCAAUGAGCCGUUUGUGUGCAACAUUGGCGUUGGCCAGCUUAUCAAAGGCUGGGACGAAGGUGUUCCACAAAUGAGCCUCGGUGAGCGUGCAAAGCUUACCAUCUCGAGUGACUACGGCUAUGGAGCAAGAGGUGUCCCUGGUUUGAUUCCGGGAGGUGCUACUCUCAUCUUUGAUGUCCAACUCUUGAAAAUCAACUAG